This is a messenger RNA of Cicer arietinum (chickpea), 941 nucleotides long. RefSeq names its product pathogenesis-related genes transcriptional activator PTI5-like. The record is from RefSeq and is a predicted model, not a curated record. Gene Ontology annotation, biological process: regulation of DNA-templated transcription; ethylene-activated signaling pathway. Gene Ontology annotation, molecular function: DNA binding; DNA-binding transcription factor activity. Lineage: Eukaryota; Viridiplantae; Streptophyta; Magnoliopsida; Fabales; Fabaceae.
CCACUAGACACAACUUUCUCCAUUCCUUAAAAACCAUCACAACACCAAAGACAGAACAAAGAAAAAAACAAUACUAGAGAAACAAAGACAUGGUUUUAUUAUCCCAAUCCCAAACAGAAUUACCCUUAAACGAGAAUGACUCACAAGACAUGGUCAUAUACCAAGUUCUAAACGAAGCAAAUUCUCUAAACAACACAUUUGUACCACAAAGGAAUCACCAACAAGCUUUGAAUGGCUUAGAGCCAACAAGGACUAUUGCCAAGAAGCACUACAGAGGUGUGAGGCGCCGUCCUUGGGGGAAAUACGCAGCCGAGAUUCGUGACUCGGCUCGACAUGGAACAAGAAUAUGGCUUGGAACAUUCCAAACAGCUGAAGAAGCUGCUUUGGCUUAUGAUAGAGCUGCUUUUAAAAUGAGAGGUUCAAAGGCUUUGCUCAAUUUCCCAGCUGAAAUUGUUGCUGCAGCUUCCGUGCAGAUCAAGUUGUCUAAUUCUAUGAUCAACAUCAAUAAUAAUAAUCGUGAGUCUGAAUCAAGUGCUACUAGCUCUGGCUCAAUUUCCAAUUCCAAUUCCAAAAGGACUCGGUUUGAAAAGAGAGAAGAUUAAUUAAUUUAAUAUAAUAUGUUAAAAGGUUUUUUUUUUUUUCUUCAUUUUAGUGUUCUGUUUUUGUGUCUCUCGUGAGUCUAUUCUAUCCCCGAGUUUGUAUAUAAAGAUAGAUUAGUGUUAUUGUGCAACAAAUCAAAGGGAAAAUGUAAGCAUAGUAUAAACAUUGAUGCAGAAAUUUAAACUGAAUUUAUUUAGUUAAAUGUGAAAUCUAAGUUAGUUUCUAGGUGGUUAGUUUGUUAACUCUCCACUAGUUUUAUAUAAAGAGCAUAUCUUGUAUUCAUUAUAUAUUUUUUUGUAAUAUUUUCAUAUAAUUGUCAAAUAUACUUUAAUCGUCUUCAA